UCUUUAUCAAUGUCCCUUUAUUAUUCCUUUCCUUUUUCUUCUCCUUUGUAAGUACUAUGGCCGUUGAACUAAUGAUAGGACACAAAAACAACAAUUUAACAAACAAAUUCCAAGAGAAUGCAGUUCAAGAAGCUGCUUCUGGUUUACAAAGCAUAGAAAAACUCAUUAAAUUACUAUCAUCGUCACAAACAUGUUCUUCAAAUUCAAACCCUAAUUCCAUGGACUAUAAAACCGUAGCUGAUGUAGCAGUUUCAAAGUUUAAGAAUGUUAUUUCACUUCUGAAUCAAAAUAGAACAAGAACUGGUCAUGCACGUUUCAGAAGAGCACCUUUACCUUCUACUACUGCCACUUCUGAAACUAGAGUCUACCAUGCUACUCCGUUGCAGCAGAUUCCUCCUCUAAUCGCCAACAAUAUUGAAGUUAUUGAUAAGAAUAUCAUUGAUUUUUCUUAUUCCUCUCAGGUUUCUUCUUCGUUUGGAAAGUCUUGUGUUUCUUCGUGCUCGUUGAAGAGAAAGUGUGGCUCUGAUAAUUUUGGCAAUGGAAAGUGUGGUAGUUCAUCUAGCCAAUGUCAUUGUUCAAAGAAGAGAAAAAUGAGGUUGAAAAGAGUGGUGAGGGUAGCUGCAAUAAGUUUGAAGAUGGCUGAUAUUCCAACAGAUGAAUAUUCUUGGAGGAAGUAUGGUCAGAAACCUAUUAAAGGAUCACCUCAUCCAAGGGGUUAUUACAAGUGCAGCAGUAUUAAAGGUUGUCCAGCACGAAAACAUGUAGAAAGAGCUUUGGAUGAUCCAUCUAUGUUGGUAGUUACUUAUGAAGGCGACCACAAUCACUCCCUCUCUAUGGUUGAAGCUAAUAAUCUCAUCUUAGAAUCCUCUUGAACUGAAUUGAAUUGAAUAAUCUUCAUUUCUCAUCUCAAAUAUACUCACUCUUUCUCAUGCCAUUAACUCAAGGCCAGCACAACUUUUUCAUCUCAAAGGAGAUUGAUUACUAAGGGUGGUGUUCCUUUUUCUUGUACAAUAUUGGAUUCCUUUAACUUUUCUUGUUCUCUUCACAAACUCCAACAAUGUGAACCCAUCGAGAUUAGUAUUAUUUAUUUUCAAAGAAAAAAGUGGAGAUGGUGGAUUUGGUAAAAAGAAUAGAAAGAAUUGAGUGGGGUUUUAGUAUUCUUUUUCCUAUUUAAUUUUAUUGCUUUAUAAGUGAUGCUUUAUCUUGGAUGCUCAUAAAAUAUUAUGCAACAUCAACAUUUCUGA
Molecule: messenger RNA, 1244 nt
Organism: Medicago truncatula (barrel medic)
Lineage: Eukaryota; Viridiplantae; Streptophyta; Magnoliopsida; Fabales; Fabaceae
Product: probable WRKY transcription factor 15
Exons: 3
Coding region: 57-872 (271 amino acids)
Biological process (GO): regulation of DNA-templated transcription
Molecular function (GO): sequence-specific DNA binding; DNA-binding transcription factor activity
Source: RefSeq, a predicted model, not a curated record